This is a messenger RNA of Rosa rugosa (rugosa rose), 2207 nucleotides long. RefSeq names its product cyclic nucleotide-gated ion channel 1-like. NCBI's taxonomy places the organism in Eukaryota, Viridiplantae, Streptophyta, Magnoliopsida, Rosales, Rosaceae. Gene Ontology annotation, molecular function: monoatomic ion channel activity. Gene Ontology annotation, cellular component: membrane. The record is from RefSeq and is a predicted model, not a curated record. The transcript is spliced from 7 exons. Bases 267 to 2207 code for a protein of 646 amino acids. Gene Ontology annotation, biological process: monoatomic ion transport; transmembrane transport.
UAUAGAGUCAACAACUUGUCUAACCCAACUGACCUUUUCUUUUUCUAAUUAAUUGUCGACCUAAUGCUGCAUAUAAGUCUAUAAAACGGAGUCUGAGCAAUGUUCUUUGACAUAGUGAUUAAUAGCUUCCGAUUUCAGUUCUGUUGCAAGUUUCAACGUACUGGAUUUUCUCAAAAGAAAAACUCUAAGCCCAAGUCCAAUUUUGGUUGCAUAACUUACUAAUUUGUCCAUCAUAUAAGAUACUUACAUAGUCAGGCACUUGAUUUAUGGCUAUUAAUCCAGACGACAGCUUCAUCAUAAGCAUUACAGCAGAUUACACUUUAGACAGUAAAGGGAGGCUGCAAUCUCCUAAGACUCCUAUGAACAGUGGAGGACAUUCAAUAUUGUCAGAGACAAAAUGGCCUACCUUUAAGGAAUUUUUUGACCCCCAGGGGGCCUUCAUUGCAAUGUGGUAUAAGAUAUUUGUGAUUUCAUGUCUGAUUUCAGUAACCGCAGACCCUUUGUUCUUCUACAUCCCCUACAUCAACAAAGAUAAAAAGUGCAUUGAUGGGGACAAGAGGGUGAGAACUGCAGCUCUAGUCCUCCGAUCACUCACCGAUAUGACUUUCAUAUUGCAUAUUAUACAUGAAAUUAGGGUUAGUACCAACACUGUGGUGUCAGAGAUUUCAAAAAGAGGAAAGCCAGGUUGGCCAUGGAAAAAGGCAGCGUUACUUGGCUUUGCCAAGGCAAUAUCUCAGAAGAUGUCCUGGUUAUCUAUCUCCAUCAUUAUAGACUUUAUAGCCAUUCUUCCGAUCCCACAAGUGGCGCUGUUGGUAUUCUUUCUGAAAAUGGAUGGCUCAGAUUACAGAAGGAAGAUUUUAAACGGGUUCCUGCUCUUUCAAUAUAUGCCAAAGAUUUAUAGAAUCUACCUUUCGUGUAAAGAACUUAAACAAACCGGAAUAUGGGCUAGAGGUGCAUUCAAUAUUUUUCUCUACAUCCUCGCUAGUCAUGUACUUGGAGCCUUUUGGUAUUUCCUUUCUAUUCAACAAGAGACAUCAUGCUGGCAUAAGGCUUGUGAACAACAUCCUGAUACCAAAAGAUGUAUAUCAACUUACUACUGUGAUGACAGACCUACAAAUCCACAAUAUAUUAGUAAUAUUACACUCCUGGAUGAAAAUUGCCCGGUAAAUCCAUCAAAUGCAACAAAAUUUAAUUUCGGAAUGUUCCUUAGUGCCCUUGAGUCCGGUAGCACGCACUCAACAUAUUUUCCCAAGAGGUUCUUUUACUCUUUCUGGUGGGGUCUGCGAAAUCUAAGUUCUCUUGGUCAAAAUUUGGAAACGAGUACCUAUGUGUGGGAAAACUGCUUCGCAAUCGUUAUAUCUCUAAUUGGUUUGCUACUAUUUUUGUAUCUUAUUGGAAAUGUACAGACGUAUAUACAGUUGGCAACUACGAAAUCGGAAGAGAUAAGACAGAAGAUGAUAAUGAAAGAGCUAGAGAUACAAUGGUGGAUGUCCAGAAAUCAUCUCCCCAACGAUAUGAAGACAGUGAUCAUCGAAAACGUAAGACAGAAAUUGGAAGAAAACAAAGAUGUUCAUGUGGAGAAUCUACUCUCUAUUCUUCCCCGGAAGGACAGAAGGUCCAUAAAGCGCCUUCUCUGCAUGGACUCACUUAAGAAAGUACCGAUGCUUCGAUAUAUGGAUGAAAGUGUGUUAAAACUCAUCUGCGACAAUCUGAAACCAGUAAUCUACACAGAGAACAGUUAUGUAAUUCGAGCAGGAGAACCACUUGAUCUAAUGCUCUUCAACGCAGAAGGCAUUAUAUGGACUUACACAACAAGUACUGAUGGUUCAAUAAAAUUGGGUUCCUCAAUCACACAGUGUAUUGGUAAAGGUGAUUUCUAUGGAGAAGAACUUUUGAGUUGGGCUUCCUCAUACAUGUCCUUCUCCGACCUCCCUAUCUCGACCCAAAAUGUAAAAUGCCAUACAAAAGUUGAAGCCUUUUCUCUCAUGGCAAAGGACUUGAAGGCUGUGGUCUCCAAAUUCUGGUGGCAUUUCAGCAAGGCGGUUCCCGAUUUGAACAGAAACAAUUCUCAGCUGGAGGAAUUGGCUCUUUCUUCCCUAAGAGCCCGUCGCCGCAAACGAUCAAAGAAGCAUAUAAAAGCUCCUCAGUUGUCUACUUACUCCCAAGAACUUGGGUACCUGCGGCUGUACCCUGUUAAUCGUUGCUAA